Messenger RNA from Oncorhynchus keta (chum salmon), 1237 nucleotides. RefSeq names its product trichohyalin-like. Lineage: Eukaryota; Metazoa; Chordata; Actinopteri; Salmoniformes; Salmonidae. The record is from RefSeq and is a predicted model, not a curated record. The coding region runs from base 1 to 1074 and encodes 357 amino acids. The transcript has 2 exons.
AUGGCAAGGUCUCCUCCUCGUGAUUCCCAAACUGUUUCAAAAAGCAAAAGAGACAGAACACAAAAAGAGAACAAGACAGAAAACAAAGAGAACAAGACAGAACACAAAGAGAACAAGACAGAACACAAAGAGAACAAGACAGAACAAAAAGAGAACAAGACAGAACACAAAGAGAACAAGACAGAACACAAAGAGAACAAGACAGAACAAAAAGAGAACAAGACAGAACAAAAAGAGAACAAGACAGAACACAAAGAGAACAAGACAGAACAAGACAGAACAAGACAGAACAAAAAGAGAACAAGACAGAACAAAAAGAGAACAAGACAGAACACAAAGAGAACAAGACAGAACAAAAAGAGAACAAGACAGAACACAAAGAGAACAAGACAGAACAAAAAGAGAACAAGACAGAACACAAAGAGAACAAGACAGAACACAAAAAGAGAACAAGACAGAACACAAAAAGAGAACAAGACAGAAAACAAAGAGAACAAGACAGAACACAAAGAGAACAAGACAGAACAAAAAGAGAACAAGACAGAACACAAAGAGAACAAGACAGAACAAAAAGAGAACAAGACAGAACACAAAGAGAACAAGACAGAACAAGACAGAACAAGACAGAACAAAAAGAGAACAAGACAGAACAAAAAGAGAACAAGACAGAACACAAAGAGAACAAGACAGAACACAAAGAGAACAAGACAGAACAAAAAGAGAACAAGACAGAACAAAAAGAGAACACAAAGAGAACACAAAGAGAACAAGACAGAACAAAGAGAACAAGACAGAACACAAAGAGAACAAGACAGAACACAAAGAGAACAAGACAGAACACAAAGAGAACAAGACAGAACACAAAGAGAACAAGACAGAACACAAAGAGAACAAGACAGAACACAAAGAGAACAAGACAGAACACAAAGAGAACAAGACAGAACACAAAGAGAACAAGACAGAACACAAAGAGAACAAGACAGAACAAAAAGAGAACAAGACAGAACACAAAUAGAAGAAUCCACAGAGAGACACAUAUUUCCCUCAGAUUACACAGACCCACAAAGAAUUUGAAAACAAACCUAAUUUUGAUAAACUCCCAUAAAUAUUGGGUGAAAUACCAGUGUGCCAUCACAGCAGCAAGAUUUAUGACCUGUUGUAAAUACAACCCAUAUUUAUGUUUAUUUAUUUUCCCUUUUGUACUUUAUAACUAUUUGUACAUAACAUUUAAAGUGUC